This is a messenger RNA of Gadus morhua (Atlantic cod), 1805 nucleotides long. RefSeq names its product heparan-sulfate 6-O-sulfotransferase 3-B-like. The annotation marks the transcript as partial. Gene Ontology annotation, molecular function: heparan sulfate 6-sulfotransferase activity. The record is from RefSeq and is a predicted model, not a curated record. The transcript is spliced from 2 exons. Lineage: Eukaryota; Metazoa; Chordata; Actinopteri; Gadiformes; Gadidae. Gene Ontology annotation, cellular component: membrane.
CACGGCUGUGUGAUGCAGGAUGCUGCUGACGUCACCGGCUCACGGUCUCUUUCGGGAUGUUCUCUGAUCGCGGACGCAGUCGGACCUGAUCCACCGUGUGUGUCCCACAGAAAGCGCGGACGGGAAAGCUCACAUCGUGUUCCUUUUCGAUUGUUUCGAUCUCGAUGUUCGUUGCGCGGAGACGGAUUAAAUCGCAAAGCUGCACUCUCUGUUUUCGCGCUGUGUGUCAAAUUCGAUAAGUGACCCAAGCCUCUCUAAGAGAAUCUGAAGUGUUUAACACUGAGGUUUCUGCCAUCGCAGACACCAGCCCUGCGUCGCAGACACGUGGCUCUAAGGAUCGGAGUUGUGGGAACUCACCGGGACAACACCGAUCCUACAUCGGGACCCCCACCACCCGCCACCCCACCCACCCCGAUCUCCCAGAAACAAGGAUGAGAAAAGCAAGAAUAAACGAGAGGACAGCCGACUCGGAUGUCGCGUGAGUUUUUCUCGCUUCUUUGGCCCAUGGCGUGAUCGGAACAGCCCGUUCAUUUCCCGCCAUGGUGGAGGAGAAGUUCAACCGGCUGCUCUUCAUCCCCAUCGCGGCGCUGCUUUUCUUCAUGAUCUGCUACCAGUACGUGUGUCCCGCCGACAGCAACACCUGCAGCUUCACUGGGGAGGAGGACAGGACACCCCGGCGGUUCUCCUCCUCCACCUCCACCUCCUCAUCCUCCGGAUACUCUGACUCCCAGUACCCCGCGGAGGCCGACCCGGAGAUCGACUCCAAGUUCAACUUCACCGCGCGGGACCUGGACCGCCGCGUGGACUUCGACAUCAGUGGGGAUGACGUCAUCGUGUUCCUGCACAUCCAGAAGACGGGCGGCACCACCUUCGGACGGCACCUGGUGAAGAACAUCGAUCUGGAGCAGCCGUGUGACUGCAUGCCUGGGCAGCGGAAGUGCACGUGCCACCGGCCCGGGAAAACCGAGUCGUGGCUCUUUUCGCGCUUCUCCACGGGCUGGAGCUGCGGUCUCCACGCGGACUGGACGGAGCUCACCAACUGUGUGCCCAAAGUGAUGAGCAAGCGGGACAAGAAAAACACACCGCGGAGAAAACGGAACUUCUACUACAUCACGGUGCUGCGGGACCCCGUGUCGCGCUACCUCAGCGAGUGGAAGCACGUGCAGCGCGGCGCCACCUGGAAGACGGCGGCUCACGUGUGCGACGGCCGGCCGCCCACAAGCGACGAGCUUCCCGCCUGCUACGCCGGCGAGGACUGGGCGGGCGUAGCCCUGGCCGACUUCACCGCCUGCGCCUCCAACCUGGCCAACAACCGGCAGGUGCGCAUGCUGGCCGACCUCAGCCUGGUGGGCUGCUACAACGCCACGGGCGCCAGUGAGCCGCAAAGGGGUCGGGCACUGGUGGCCAGCGCCAAGGCCAACCUGCGCCGCAUGGCGUUCUUCGGCCUCACGGAGUUCCAGCGCAAGACGCAGUACCUGUUUGAGGGGACCUUCGGCCUGCGCUUCCUGCGCGCCUUCACGCAGGCCAACAACACGCGGGCCGCCAGCACCGGCGUGGGCGAGGAGGUGCGGCAAAGGAUCGCGGCGCUGAACGCGCUGGACGUGGAGCUGUACGAGUACGCACGGGAGCUGUUCCAGCGGCGCUACCGCGCGCAGCGGCAGCGGGAGCGGGCGGAGGAACGGCGGCGGCUAAGGCGGCGGCGAUGGCAGCGGGAGCGCCGGCAGAGGAAACAGUACCGGAGCUUCCUGUCGCGCGUGUGGAGGCGGGGGGGAGGGGAGGAGGGGGAGGAGGAGGAAGAGAAGGAA